AUGCCGGAUUCUUCUGACAGCGGCGAACCUCCGCUGUAUUGGCUAACGGACCCGUCUGUAACAGUUGAGGCUCGGCACUGCUCACCCUACCCCUUCCGCCCCUCUCGCCUGUUUACAAAAUGGCGCCGGGCUUUCACUGUUACAGAUUCCACACAAGAACAUCAUGAGAUCCCUCAGGAGGAUCAGGUUAAAAAUGAAGUAAAAGAGGAAGCUGAAGUGCCAUACAUGUGGGUGGAUGUACCGUGUAAGGAGGAGGAAAGUUCUCCAGGGAUCAGCACAGACCCCGGAGACACUCAGAGAGACGUUAAAUCUGACGAAGUAGAACAUGUGAGGAUUAAAGAGGAGGGAAUACCUACAGAGGUCAACACAGGUGGACAACAGAAUCGAAAUAACCUGAAGGGUCAAUGCAAUGUCUCUCCAGAUUGUGACAUGGAAGAAAAUGACAUAAAAUCUGAGUCUUCACAAGACAACAACAUUACUACAAACCUCCUUCCCAUCACACAUCAUACAGCUGGUGACAGGGGUGAAAGCUUCAAGUGUUCUAAAUGUGGCGAAUGCUUUGCCCAGAGAGACAAAUUUUUCUCCCACCGGCAAGGCCACAAAGGGGAGAAGCCAUAUACAUGUUCCGAAUGCGGGAAAUGUUUUCCUCAGAAGAACCAACUCACUAGACACCAGACGAUUCACUCGGACGAGAAGCCUUUUUUAUGUUCAGCGUGCGGGAAACGUUUUUCCCAAAGUGGACAUCUUUUACUACAUCAGAUGACUCACACAGGAGAGAAACCUUAUGCGUGCUCAGAAUGCGGGAAAUGUUUUUCCCGGCGGGGAACUCUAAUAUCCCACCAGAAGACUCACACAGGGGAGAAGCCGUAUUUAUGUGCUGAGUGCGGGAAACGUUUUAUCGAAAGAUCGACGCUUGUUGCGCAUCAGAAAACUCACUCUGGCCUGAAGCCGUUUUCCUGUUCGGAAUGUGGGGAGCGCUUUUCCCGGAAGUCCAAUCUUAACACGCACCUAAAUAUUCAUAAAGAGGAGAAGCCCUUUUCAUGCCCCGAAUGUGGAAAGUGCUUCGGCGCAAGGUCCAAGCUUGUUAUACACAAGAUAAUUCACUCUGGGGAGAAGCCGUUCACCUGUUCCCAGUGCGGAGAAAAAUUUACCUGGAAGUCUUCUUUUAUCAGACAUAAGAGGGUUCAUACAGGACCUGAAACCUUCUCAUGUUCUGAAUGUGGUGAAUCUUUUGACCAGAGAGCACAACUCAUUUCCCACCAGAAAGGUCACGGAGGAGAAAAGCCUUCUUCAACUUCUGAAUGUGGGGAAGGUUCUCAAAAAGAUCUACUCACUAGGCACCAGAGGACUUCCUCAGCCGAGAAGCUUUUUCUGUGUUCAGAAUGUGGGAAAAGUUUUUCCCAUAAACAUAUCCUCACUAGGCACCAGAGGACUCACUCAGCUGUGAAGCCUUUUUUAUGUCAGGAGUGCGGGAAGCGGUUUCCUCAGAAACAUCAACUCUCUAUACACCAGAGGACUCACUUAGCUGAAAAGCCUUUUUUAUGUUUGGAAUGCGGGAAGCGUUUCUGUCAGAAAAAGCAGCUCGCUAAACACCAAAGAACUCACACCGGGGAGAAGCCUUUCGAAUGUUCCGAGUGCGGGAAACGGUUCUCCCAGAGUGGACAUUUUUACCUUCAUCAGAGGAUUCACACGGGAGAGAAACCUUAUUCAUGUUCGGAAUGCGGGAAAUGUUUUUCUCAAAGAAGAUAUCUCACCUCCCAUCAGAUGACUCACACGGGGGAGAAACCUUUUUCAUGUUCGGAAUGUGGGGAACAUUUUUCCCAGAAAUCAUCUCUUAUUGCACAUAAAAAAGUUCACACCGGGGAGAAGCCGUUUGCCUGCCCUGAGUGUGGGAAGUGUUUUACUGGAAAGUCAACCCUUGUUAAGCACCAGAGAACUCACACCGCAGAGAGGCCGUUUUCCUGUUCCCAGUGCGGCGAUGCGUUUCCUUGGAAGUGGUCACUUAUCAACCACGAGAGGAUUCAUACAGGAGAGAAACCUUAUUCUUGCUUGGAAUGUGGGAAGACUUUUGUUGGAAGCUCUAAUCUUGCUGCACACCAGAGAACUCAUACGGGGGAGAAGCCAUUUUCUUGUUCUGAAUGUGGUAAAUAUUUUUCCCGGAAGUCGAACCUUAAAAGGCAUGAAAAGGUUCAUACAGGUGAGGAGCCAUUUUUAUGUACUUAA
Nanorana parkeri is the source of this 2223-nucleotide messenger RNA. Its product is annotated as oocyte zinc finger protein XlCOF6-like. The transcript is spliced from 6 exons. The coding region runs from base 1 to 2223 and encodes 740 amino acids. Lineage: Eukaryota; Metazoa; Chordata; Amphibia; Anura; Dicroglossidae. Gene Ontology annotation, biological process: negative regulation of transcription by RNA polymerase II. Gene Ontology annotation, molecular function: DNA-binding transcription repressor activity, RNA polymerase II-specific. The record is from RefSeq and is a predicted model, not a curated record.